This is a messenger RNA of Didymella exigua CBS 183.55, 501 nucleotides long. RefSeq names its product mitochondrial hypoxia responsive domain-containing protein. Gene Ontology annotation, cellular component: mitochondrion. The record is from RefSeq and is a predicted model, not a curated record. The coding region runs from base 1 to 501 and encodes 166 amino acids. The transcript is spliced from 2 exons. Gene Ontology annotation, biological process: mitochondrial respirasome assembly. NCBI's taxonomy places the organism in Eukaryota, Fungi, Ascomycota, Dothideomycetes, Pleosporales, Didymellaceae.
AUGGCGGGCCCACGCAACAGCGCGCCGCUCCCCUCUUCUUUCGAUGAAAAUGUCGACUUCUAUAAUGAAAACACCCUUGACAAGAUGUGGCGCCGUUUCCGCGAAGAACCCCUCAUUCCCUUCGGCUGCGGUCUCACAGUAUGGGCCAUUGUAGGCGCGACACGAUCGAUGCGCAAGGGCGACCAUAAGAUGACCAACUUGUAUUUCCGCCGUCGUCUAUACGCUCAAGGCUUCACAAUUGCAGUCCUCGUCGCAGGUAACCUAUACUGGCAAAAGGAUCGCGUGAAGAGGAAGGACUACGAGAAGCAGGUAGCUGAGAAGGAGAGGAUGGAUAAGCGAGAGAGAUGGCUGAGAGAAUUGGAGAUGCGUGAUGAGGAAGACAAGGAAUGGAAGGACAGGAUGGCGAAGAGGGCGAGAGGUGUACAAGAGGAGAUCAAGGGCGUCACACAGCAAGUCGCGGACAAGACACAAGAGUUGAAGGAUCAGGUGGUCGGAAAGUAA